Meloidogyne enterolobii is the source of this 726-nucleotide messenger RNA. The record is from the annotation of a GenBank genome assembly. NCBI's taxonomy places the organism in Eukaryota, Metazoa, Nematoda, Chromadorea, Rhabditida, Meloidogynidae.
AUGACUUUAAUUGCUGCUAUAAAUUGGCAAAUUGAUAACAGGAGAGGGACGAGGACUGAAGAAAACGGAUUAAGACUUUUUUGGGAAUUGAUAGCUUCUCCUCUUCUUUUUCUUCUAUUUGGAUUUCUUCUUGAUUUUACUUCAAUAUUUUCCUCAACAAAACUUCUCGAUGCCUUCCUAUUCUUACUCCUUUCUUUGUUAGUCCGCUUAGCUACAGGACUAGCCUGUACAUUUUGUUGUUCAACAGGACAGAGAAGAACCCCUUCAGAACGCCUAUUUAUUUCAUUAGCGAUUUUACCUAAAGGAAGCUUACAAUUAAUUAUUGCCCCAGCAAUUUUAUGUUUUCAUAUAAGGGGGACUGGAAGAGAAAGUGGGGGGAUUUUGCUUUCUCUAGAAACAAUUUUAUUGGCUCUCCUUUUUUGCUCUCCCAUUGGAGAAAUGUUACUUCGUCUUCUCGGACCUCUACUUCUUCGUCGGAGACUAAUUCCAAAUGCUUGUGUUGUACCUUUGGGUGAACCAUACAAAAAAGGAGGAUUGAUGGUUGCGCACUCAGAUCCAUGGGAUAAUCGACUGAGGGUAUUUUUUGAACUUUUUUGGCAUUUUUUGCUAAAAUAUUUUUUAAAGCUCGAACUCGGACCUAUCGACCCAGCAGAUCCUCAAAUUCACAAAAACACUGCCUAUCCAUUAGAAGGAACAAAUAAACUUGAAAAUGAUUCAAAGCCUUAA